Molecule: messenger RNA, 1374 nt
Organism: Xyrauchen texanus (razorback sucker)
Lineage: Eukaryota; Metazoa; Chordata; Actinopteri; Cypriniformes; Catostomidae
Product: sodium-dependent neutral amino acid transporter B(0)AT1-like
Exons: 10
Coding region: 1-1374 (457 amino acids)
Biological process (GO): sodium ion transmembrane transport
Cellular component (GO): membrane
Source: RefSeq, a predicted model, not a curated record
AUGCAGGGUCUUUAUUUAAUUGUUUCUUUCAUAACGAGCCGGACACUGCUCUGGGUCUGCUGUCUGAGAGGAAUCGAGACCACCGGGAAGGCGGUGUAUAUCACCUCCACACUGCCUUACCUGGUCCUGACGAUCUUCCUGAUCAGAGGACUGACCCUCAAAGGAUCCGUGAGUGGAAUCAAGUUCCUGUUUACACCAGACCUGGAUGAACUGUUGAAUCCGUCGACGUGGCUGGACGCAGGUGCUCAGGUGUUUUAUUCCUUCUCUCUGGCUUUCGGAGGUCUCAUCUCUUUCUCCAGCUACAACUCUGUGCAUAAUAGCUGUGAACAGGAUGCUGUUAUCAUCUCAAUAAUAAAUGGCUGCACAUCCAUCUACUCCGCCAUUGUAAUUUACUCCAUCAUCGGCUUCAGAGCGACGGAGCGGUUUGACGACUGCCUCAAUGGAAAUAUCCUGACAUUGCUGAACGUGUUUGAUCUACCUGAGGGAAACAUCACAGAGAGCAACUAUGACUCAUUUAUCCAGAAUCUCAACAGCACAGCACCAGACAUCUUGCAGGAACUCAACCUGAAGAACUGUGACAUGCAGACGUUCCUUAGUCAGGGAGUUGAGGGAACAGGUCUGGCCUUCAUCGUCUUCACUGAGGCUAUCACCAAGAUGCCCGUCUCUCCUCUCUGGGCAGUGCUCUUCUUCAUCAUGCUCUUCUGCCUCGGAAUGUCUACCAUGUUUGGCAGUGUUGAGGGGGUGGUGGCGCCACUCCAAGACUUGAACAUCUUCCCAAAGAGUUGGCCUAAAGAGGUCUAUACAGGUCUGGUGUGCCUCGUCUCUUUCGGGUUUGCUAUAAUAUUUGCCCAGGGUUCUGGUGAUUACUGGCUUGCUUUGUUUGACAGCUUCGCUGGUUCGAUUCCCUUGCUGAUCAUUGCAUUCUGUGAGAUGGUAGCGGUGUCGUACAUUUACGGGAUCGACCGAUUCAAUGACGAUAUCAAGUUCAUGAUCGGCCACAAGCCCAACAUCUUCUGGCAGGCGACCUGGAGUCUCAUCAGUCCUCUCAUUGUGCUGGUCAUCUUCCUGUUUUACUUCGUCACCACUGUGAGCAAAAAUCUCACGUACAUCACAUGGGAUCCCAGAUUUCCUAACCUGGUGACGCUGUCGUACCCUGACUGGAUUUAUGCUAUAAUCUUCAUUCUGUCUGGAGUUCCCGCAUUGGUCAUUCCAGCAGUGGCUUUAUACAAACUCAUCAAGAAACAAUGCUGCCAAAAAGUGGACAAACACACAGAAGAGCCAGUGUACUCCGUCUCCGCCAAGAUAGACAUGACUGACGAGCCCAAAAGGCCUGAGGUCACCACAGCCACAGUUCAUGUAGAUAAUCGGAGCUAA